CAAAAUUGAAAGUAAAAACAAAAUUGACAAAUUGAGAUUGACAAGUAGAGAAAAAGAAUGAUGAGAUCAUAAAGAGAGCGAGUCUUCCCUUUCCUCUCCGGCAAUUACGCUCAUCUCUAUUCAGAAAACCGGUCCUAUAUUUCUCAAGCUACACCUGUCCGCACCGCUGCAAAACCCUCAAAGCCGCACGUGACACCACACCUCACACACGCUUUGCCUCUCCCUCGUAAUUUCCCCUCUUAAUGCAGGGGCUUUUCCGGCAUUUCGUAUGCUUAAAGUAAUACGCCCGAUUUCGUUGCGCCAUCCUCGUCGAUUCAAUCUUGGCCGUUCGUCCUUAUCCCUAAAUCUGCAAUCUCGAAACCCUAGCUUCCUCUUUUCUAUUUCUACCAUUCCGAUAAAUUUUUAAACUUCCAUUUUCGCAUUCUCCCAAAUCCUUCUCCCUCCCUCCUUAUAUAUAUAUGUAUAUAUAUAUUCCUGGCAUUAGCCGGAGCUCUUUGCCGGAGGUUUUACUUUCUCUUUAAUUUUGUACAAAAUUUGAGGAAGAAGAUACGACACAAUACAGAGCUGUCCCAAUUCUUUUUCUUUUCUCUUUUCUUUUUGGGUUUUUGCCCUUCCCCUGUAUUCCUAUUCCAAGGUUUUGAAUCCGGGUUUUCAGAAUCAACCAAGGUGCCUGCGUUUGUGGGUUCUGAGUAUUCCAGCUCAAAUUUGUUUCCCUUGCCUUUUCUCCCCUUUUCCAUUCGGCCCUCUUUCUGUAAUAUGGAGAGGUUGUCGGCGGUGGCUUCGGCUGCUUCACUGCCUGAGAGGGCGACGAUUGCGGCGGCGCCAUGUGGGUUUGUGAGUUGGUAUGAGGUCUUCGUAUCGAGUGACAGAGGGAGAAGAGAGGUUCAUUAUUACUUGAAGAGCGGCGAUGGGGCCUCAGAUCUGGCCGUCGUGGGGAAAGAGAAGAGCUUGAGACACAUGUCUUAUCAUUAUGCUUUGCAGAAUCGGUUCCUUAAUUCUCUGGGGCUGUUUACCUCGCUCACAAAGCUCAAGUCUCGCAGGGAGGUCGUUGAAUGGUUAAGCUCUGUUGUUUCUGGCACACUUAUUCGAAUUUUAAAGGGCUGAUUGAAGCAUCGGAUACUUUUGGCCUCAUAAUUAUAGAUUCCCAACGUAAAACAUCACAACCAUCUGAUCGUAUGAUGGACACAGAAGGUGAAGAUGCUUGCCCGUCCAACAGUGGAUCUAAGAAGGAUGUUCAACAUAUAAAAUUGGGUCAAUAUACCAGAGAUUUUUCAUGGCUUGGAUGCCCUUGGACUUGUAAACGAAAGCGCAAACACUAUCCAUCGUUCAGCCGCAAUGGUGUUAAGAUCUCGGUUCAUGACUUUGUACAUGUCUUGGCUGAGGAAGGCAAGCGUCUUGUUGCAUACUUGGAGGAUAUGUAUGAGGACUCUAGAAGCAACAGGAUGGUUGUGGUACGAUGGUUUCACAAAAUUGAUGAGGUUGAUAUUGUUUUGCCCCGCAAUUUUAAUGACAGAGAGAUUUUCUUUUCUCUUUGUCUUCAAGAUCUCAGUAUUGAAUGCAUAGAUGGCUUGGCGACUGUUCUCAGUCCCCAUCAUUUUCAGAAGUUUCAGAACGAGGCAAAACAUACUAGAUUAGAGCCGUAUGUAUGUGAGAAGCAAUUUGAUAAUGAUGAUAUCAAAACGUUCGAUAUUACACAGGUCAAAGGCUACUGGAAGCAAGAAAUACUCAGAUACAUGUAUGCUCUUUCUUCAAAAGUGCAUGCCCACUCUCAGCAGUCAGAAGAUGACACAAGUGCUGAAAUGAGACCUAGAAAGAGACAUCGACGCUCAAGAAAUGAUGACUUGCAAAAUACUGAGAAGAGACAGCCCGGAAACACGGCUUCUUCUCUUGAAGUGCGCAUUUCAGGCAACAACUCUGUUGAUUUAAAGAACUGUGAUGUUGUUUUCAGUCCCAAAGGAGGUUGUGCUUCUAAAACUUUUAUAGGCAAGGAGAUGAACAAUUCUUCUUCAAGUCAGUUUGCUGUUGCAUCGGAGAUUGAAGUUCUCUCGCAAGAUAGUGGUAUUAGAGGGUGUUGGUUCCGAGCUUCCAUAAUAAAAAAACGUGGAGACAUGGUCAAGGUGCAAUAUCACAAUCUUCAGGAUGCUGAUGAUGAAUCUACCAAGCUUGUGGAAUGGCUUUCAACAUCAAAAGUUGCAGCUGCUGAUCAAUUGGGUCUGCGCAUCAAUGGAAGAUUGGUUAUUCGUCCACAUCCUAGUAAGGGUAGCAAUGCUCCCUUAAUUUACAACGUUGGGGCAGUUGUUGAUGUAUGGCGGCAUGAUGGUUGGUGGGAAGGAAUUAUAGUUCAGAAGGAAUCUGAUGACAAGUUCCGAAUUUACUUGCCAGGUGAAAAGCAAGAAUUGGUUCUUGGCUCAGACGAUUUGAGGCAUUCUCAAGAAUGGUUAGGAAACCGGUGGAUGCAUAUGCAAGAAAGGCCAGAUAUCGCAAUGUCAAUUGUGUCUCGCAUUUCAAAUGAUGGCCUUCCCGAUAAGGUGUCAACCAUGUCAAGCCAAGUUGCUCUUUGUGAGCGGAAACAACCUGGGGAAGGUGGAAGUCAACCAAGUGAACUUCGGUCUAACUAUGUUGUUGACAAGGCUAAAGAAUCAUGCACGGUUCCAGAUCUUUCCAAGGAUGGUUUGCUCACCAAAUUGCGGUGGACAGGUUCGAAGAAAAGAAGCCAACCCAGUAGCAGCAGUUCGGGUAAAUCCUUUCCUUCUCCAAUAGCUUCUUCCAGUCCUUGUGAAAGUAGUUUUAUGAUUCCAAGCUCAAUGAAAAUGGAUCAUGAUAACUGCAAGUACAUGGGGGAUUCUUUGUUCAAUUCAUCAGUUGUGCCACCUCUCUCAAGCUUGGUAAUGUCGAGAUGAUUUGAUUUUGGGGGUAGGAGCUGCUGUGGGAUUGUGCCUUUUUUUCUUUCCUUCUUUUUGAUCUUUUACUUUGUUAACAAGUUCAAUUGAUUCUAGUUUUAAUAUAGAGUUGUGCAUCUAUUGGAUGCUUUCCUUUGUAUUUUAUUUUAUUUUUUCACUUUUAGCUAACCGCUGCUUUUGUAAUUUGGUAGCUUAGAAUGUUAACCGUAGGGGAAUUCAGUCUUGUGUCCAAAUCUCUCUAUCUUAAUGCUAUUUUAUGUGUAUAUGAAAAUAUAACCUAAUGGCAUCGAAAAGCUCGUCCUUCCA
This is a messenger RNA of Cucumis melo (muskmelon), 3206 nucleotides long. RefSeq lists its product as uncharacterized. Bases 1053 to 2900 code for a protein of 615 amino acids. The transcript has 7 exons. The record is from RefSeq and is a predicted model, not a curated record. Gene Ontology annotation, molecular function: chromatin binding. Lineage: Eukaryota; Viridiplantae; Streptophyta; Magnoliopsida; Cucurbitales; Cucurbitaceae.